AUGGCGACGCUCUGUGGCGCAACUAUCCGACUCUCGGCACCGCAUGGAGGUAUGUCGUACGCAUUGUACGAGUCGGAGACGGACACACUCAACAAAUACGAUCUAAAAAUUGGUGGCGGCGACUUCUCCGCCUCUGGUCCGCUCAUCUCGGGCGAGACGUAUGCCAUAGGCGACACAACGGCCGACAUCUCGUUUCCUACUCGACUGCCCCUUCAGCCUGGCAAGUACUACGCGCUCAUGUUGAGCCUGACCAACUCGGCAUCGUUCUAUCGCUACAGCGGAAGCCUGCCGUCGAGCCAAUGCUCUGGCGCCUUUGAAAUCCUGCAUGGCAUCAGCAAGAAGAACCAAGGCCUUCCAGCCAAGCUCACGAGCUACUCUUCAAACACAGACGCGCCUGUCAUGAACUUGACCAUCUGUCCGUCAUGCUUGCCGGUGCCGACUGCUCCGAUCGAUGGCACUGUCUCCAUCACCGCCGACUACACCGACCGGCUCUUCCACGGCGACACGGCUACCUGUCUCGGGUGCGACGGCGUGCCGAUCCCGCUUGGCGGCGCCUACUUUGAUGCCUGCGGCGUGUGCGGCGGCCCGGCUGUCGGCUCGUGCCUCGCCACUUGUGACAACUCCUCAGCAGUCACGGUCGUCUUUGACUGUGCUGGCGUGUGCAACGGGAGUGCCAUCAUCGACGAAUGCGGCGUGUGCGUCGGUGGGACUACCGGUCGGCCGGCGCUUAUGCACCUUGAUUCCUGUGGGGAUUGCUUUGCCCGCUGCGAAGGCUGCUCCAGCGGAACGGCCGAUGUCUGCGGCGUGUGUGCCGGCGACAACUCGACCUGUAUUGGCUGCGAUGGCUUUGGCGGUGUGGUUGACGCCUGCGGAGAGUGCGGCGGGAACGGGACAUCGUGUAUCCAAUCAUGCAAUCCGGCUCUCGGCCCCUAUGCCACCUUCGACUGCGCCGGUGUCUGUGGCGGCAGCGCGUCCAUCGACAGCUGUGGCAUGUGCACCGGCGGGACAACCGGCAUCGCGCCGAACAUCUUCCUGGAUGCUUGCGGAGUGUGCUUUGGUGGCAAUGCAGGUCGCGACUCGUGCGGCGUGUGCUUUGGUGGUAACGCCGAUCGCGACGCCUGCCAGGUCUGCUUUGGUCGUAACGCUGCGCGCGAUAGCUGCGGAGUUUGCUUUGGUGGCGGACGGCUUGAGGACGCGUGUGGCGUGUGCUAUGGAAACUCGACGAGCUGCGCUGGAUGCGACGCGGUGCCCAACUCGGGCGUGGUUAUCGACGGCUGCGGCGUGUGUGGUGGUAACGGAGCCACGUGCGAGCAGGCGUUCCAGGCAACGCCCGGCAUCCGUGAUCCCGAGGUCAUUGCCAUUGCGUCGUCGUCGGCCGCCGGUUGCGUGGCUCUCGCUUUUGCCUUUCUCGUCCUCGUCCGCAUUCGCCGCCGUAGAGCUCACGCGGCGUACCUCCUAGGGAAGAUGGCGGACCAGAACGCGCCGGACGGGCGACUGGCGGUCCUCAUUUCAGACGUCCAGAGCUCGACCAUGCUCUGGGAGGCGUAUCCAGAAGCGAUGGCGGACGCCAUCGACAUGCACAACGCCACCUUCCGCAGUGCCAUUGCGCAGCACAACGGAUACGAGGUGCGGACCGAGGGCGACUCUUUUGUGGUUGUCUUCCGCGACGCGGUCUCGGCGGUACGUGCCGCCAUCACCAUCCAGGAGAGGCUGAUGGAGCUACCGUGGCCGGCGGCCAUCCUGGACGAUGAGACGCUGGUCUCCCAGAACGGGCCGGGUGCGAUCUGGCACGGGCUGCGUGUGCGGAUGGGCAUCUCUAUGGCCGAGCCAAGCCGCGAGUUUGUGGAGCGGACUCAGCGGUUUUCAUAUGAGGGCCCUGAUAUGGUCGACGCGCAAUCGGUGGGCGACUGUGGGGUUGGCGGCCAGAUUGUGGUCGACGCCGAUGUGGUGGCCGGCUGCGCCCGAACCGAGCUCGACUUCACCCAUCUUGGACGCUACACUUGCGGAUCGGCUCGGGGAGAAAUAGUAACCCGCAGCUUCGAGCUGUACGAGGCGGUCAUUCCUCGGCUGUCAGCGGGGCGGUGCUGUGGUGGCCAGCUGCGUGGCAUGACGCCCGUUGUUGGCGCUCAGCUGCCGCCUCCGAUCGCGCGGUUGUCGUCGUCGCUUGCCUCGUCGUCAACGGUCUCGUCGUCGACAUCGUCAUCGUCAUCGUCAUCGUCAUCGUUGCCCGACAAAGACGUCUGCGCGCCGCCGUCGGCUUACGCGCAUUUGGAGAUCGACAUCCAGUCGGAUAUGGUGGAUGACAUCGAGACGUCAUUCUCGCCCGUCGCCAGCUCGCCGGAAUACAGGGCGUCGGCGGUGGCGCGGAUCCGGACAUCGACCGGGCGGUCAGGGAUGCGGUCCGGCAGUAGAGGCCUGCUCUCGCCGCACUCUGCAAGCUCACCGCGGGUGCGGUCGGCCGACGAUGCGGUGCCGACGCUGCAGUACCCGUCGGAUGAGGCUGGCGACUCGGGCUCUGACCUGUGGUCGAACGCAUCGCCGGCGAAAACGCGCGGCUUCUCGCGCAUCCAGGCUGCCUUUAACAGCCUUGAGUCGUCUGAGGGCAUACUCAUUGCCAACGGGCAAGUUGACCUCUCGGACUCGACGUUGUCGGAAGAAGCGGUUUCCGACGUGCCGCCUCGGCGAUCGUCGCCACCGCAGUCCUUAGCCAAUGCGCUCAACCGGACGGCGCCAGCGAUGGCAGGCUUUCCGAAGACUACGACGUCGAAGCUGUCGACGCGGGCUGUGGCCGAGUGA
This is a messenger RNA of Thecamonas trahens ATCC 50062, 2796 nucleotides long. RefSeq lists its product as uncharacterized. NCBI's taxonomy places the organism in Eukaryota, Apusomonadida, Apusomonadidae. The transcript has 3 exons. Gene Ontology annotation, biological process: intracellular signal transduction; cyclic nucleotide biosynthetic process. The record is from RefSeq and is a predicted model, not a curated record. The coding region runs from base 1 to 2796 and encodes 931 amino acids.